This is a messenger RNA of Acanthopagrus latus (yellowfin seabream), 2732 nucleotides long. It is a transcript of the gene hhat, whose product is annotated as hedgehog acyltransferase. The record is from RefSeq and is a predicted model, not a curated record. Gene Ontology annotation, molecular function: palmitoyltransferase activity. NCBI's taxonomy places the organism in Eukaryota, Metazoa, Chordata, Actinopteri, Spariformes, Sparidae. Bases 38 to 1603 code for a protein of 521 amino acids. Gene Ontology annotation, biological process: protein palmitoylation. Gene Ontology annotation, cellular component: endoplasmic reticulum. The transcript has 13 exons.
GGCAUUGAUUGCCACAUGCUGCGGAUGAAAAUGAGACAUGAUAUUAAACUUAAAACGGCUUCUGCUGGCACUCGCUACUUCUGCCAACAGCAUUUACGUGUUUAUAAUGUGUAGGUGCACUAUAGCACAUUGCUUUCAUCUGAUGACAUCUAAACCAAAGGCCCAGCUGGUGCCCCUGCCAUGGAUGGAGAUCCUUGGAUACUGGGUGCUGUCCUUUGGUUCUCAUCUGUACUCUUUCUACCAACUGCACAGGUUCUCUAAAGAACAUGAAGCAGGAUUACAGAGAGAAUUCCAGCUGGAAAACGGCCUUCUUGAGGGCUUUAAAAGGGACCCAUCAGACUUUGAGUGGAAUUUCUGGACUGAGUGGGCCAAGAAGUCUUUGCUGUGGACUCUGAUUGGUCAUGGCGUGAUAUCGCGACUGACCAGCGUCUUUUAUCCCCAGCUCAGGGUACCAGCACUUGCACUAUAUGGCCUUUUUGCAGCCAGCAGUGUAUUGGGGAUUAAAGGCGUGAGUGCGCUGCUGAUACAUCUGGGCCUGUCCUUUUCUGUGGCCCAGCUGCGAAGGCCUGUGUUGUCAUGGGUCUGUAACAUGCUGCUGCUGUCCACACUUCACAUCCCACAACUUCAAGAGAUCCAGAGAAGCUGGUAUGAGAGCGAGGAGGAGUACUAUCUGCUCCUCUUCGCUGUUGCUGUCUGUGGUCUGCGCUUCAUCAGCUUCAGCCUGGAACAUUGCUGGUGCCCUCUAGACCAUGGUGGAGUUGUGCAGCUCUGUUGGUUGUUUUCAUACACCUUCUAUCAUCCUUUCUUCUACAAUGGACCCAUUGUCACUUACAAAGACUAUGUUGAGCAGAUGAGCAGGUCUUCUGAGGCGAGUGACAGGGAUGAACCUACUUUUAGGUACCUGGUGCUCAGAUCAGGACGGAUCAUACUGUGGUGGUGUAUUGCAGAAUACAUGAUCCACGUCAUGUACAUGCACUCCAUUCAGUCUAAUGAGACCUACUUAGAGAUUCUUCCUCCUUGGGCCUUGGGCGGCCUGGCCCUGGCCCUCGUGCAGUUCUUCUUUGUGAAGUACCUGGUGUUGUUUGGCCUUCCAUCCAUGCUGGCUUCUGAGGAUAAACUAGUCCCCCCAAAGCUUCCUCGUUGUGUCAGCAUCAUGUACAGUUUCACAGGGAUGUGGAGGCACUUCGACGAGGGUCUGUAUCGAUGGCUCAUCAGAUACAUCUAUGUGCCAUUGGGAGGUUCUCGGCAUGGUCUUCUUUGUAAGAUCUUAUCCACCGGCCUCGCGUUUGGAUUCGUCUGCCUGUGGCACGGUGGCCAUGACUACUUACAGUACUGGGCCCUGAUGAAUUGGGCUGGAGUUCUGGUGGAAAAUGGACUGAAGUCUCUUUUUACCUCAUCCUUUAUUCGGGGCAUUGUUGAGCAGAAUUUCUCUGAGGCAAUGGAAAGGCGUUGCAUUGCCCUUCUCUCUGCUUUCUCCACUGCCAUGCUCAUCCUCUCAAAUCUCGUAUUCCUCGGAGGGAUACAUGUUGGCAGAAUCUUCUGGAAGCGUGUCAUUAUUCAAGUUAUGCCAUGCAUUGAAAAUCCAGAGGUUGUCAUCAGUUAACACUGAAGCAGCUCUCAAACAUCAUUCAGCUGGUCUACUGUGGCCCCACCUAUGCUGGCGUUCCUCUACUGCUUUGCCCAGAUUGGACUGGAGUGGACUUCUCACCCAUCAUGAGUAACCUUGACUUUGUAUCAGAGAGAGAAUCCCUGCCACCGGACAACCAGAACAACCUGGUGACUCCAGUGCCUCGUCCUCACCAGUCUCUGUGGCGAAGCUGGCUUGUAGCCACAGAGCCUGUCCAAACCUGGCUGAAGUGGAGCUGAGCAGCCACUUUUCAAAACCUGCAGGACUGGGCAGAAUCCGUCUGUAAGCUGAGAUUUAAAGGAUCAGUGAAGGGACAGUUUCCUGUACAUGGAAGAUGUAACAGAAUGAGUGUAAAGUCAGUCUCCAGCAGCUGCCUUGGCAGUGUCAAGUUUCCUACAUAACAAGCGUCAAUGAAUCACUGUUUCACUAUAACUUGUUAUUCUAAGAAACUGUAACAGGAAAUAUGGACCCUGGAUCUGUCUUGGUUAUAUGACUCUGAUAAGGUAUUGCUCAGUGGUGCAGUGAGCUGGAGAAAUUCAUAUUUACAGUCCUCCUUUCGCUUGUGUAGGCAGAGAAGACUGAAUAGAGCAGCAGGAACCUGAUCAGUGUCAUUAUUUCCUCUACAGAUGUAAUUUGGGUAAAAUAGAAUGACGUUAAUAUUAGUGUUGCUCAGAAGCUUCAGUGAGACUACACUUUUAUUCAACACAGUAACAAAUGACAGUUAUUCUCUAGAAUGCAGACGAAAGCUAAAAACCACAAGCUGUAGUCGUUAUUGUUAAUGUGUUGAGAUAUAUUGCCUCAUACUGACAAAAUGUCAUCUCUGCAAUGACUCAGUUCACGUUUGGAUAAAAACCCUUCCAGUUUUAUGAAUAUCCACCCAUCUAUUCAUGUUAUAAUGGAUAUUAUGCAGUGAAUCAUUCACAGAUUUACUGUUUCAGCUGUGUGUCCCCAUAUAUACAAGUCAGAACAAUGUGGGCACUCGGCUGUGCUUUGAAGUUGUUUGUUUUCUGUGUAUUUUGUUUUUUUUGACACAAUUUAAAUAAAACACAAUAACAAGGACAGCAAAUAAUGUACAGUGCAAGAAAGCAAUUUAACCCAAUUCCAA